Daphnia carinata is the source of this 1809-nucleotide messenger RNA. Its product is annotated as annexin B9-like. Gene Ontology annotation, cellular component: cytoplasm. Lineage: Eukaryota; Metazoa; Arthropoda; Branchiopoda; Diplostraca; Daphniidae. The transcript is spliced from 10 exons. Gene Ontology annotation, molecular function: calcium ion binding; calcium-dependent phospholipid binding. Bases 127 to 1191 code for a protein of 354 amino acids. The record is from RefSeq and is a predicted model, not a curated record.
GUCCGUCACAACAAGUACAAGUCUCCCGCCCAAUAUUCCGUAGGCACACCAGCUCUAUAAACUUAACCAGGCCUAUGUUAAUACUUCACAUCCCUCUUAACGGACUGACUGUUGAGCAGUAACAGGAUGGAAAAUGCUAAUAAUUUCGAGUACCUCGCUGCAAACACGAUACCCAUUUGGCAGCACCGGAACCACCAGGAACAACAAGAAGAACAAAAAAUAGAAAAGAACAUCCGUACGGUGCAUCCGGCCGUUUCAUUCGACGCGAGGGCUGAUGCUGAUGCACUUUACAAAGCCAUGAAAGGUCUGGGCACUGAUGAAAAAGCUCUGAUGGCCAUUCUCUGCCAUCGUAGCAACAACCAGCGCGUCCUAAUCAGCCAAGCUUACAAAUCAGGAUAUGGGAAAGAUUUGGAAUCAAAAUUGAAGAGCGAAUUGAGUGGCAAUUUCGAAAGGGUUAUGGUGUCCCUCUGUCUGCCUACAGCUGAUUUUAUGGCAAGAGAGAUGUACGAAGCCAUGGCCGGUUUGGGGACGGACGACCAAGCCCUGGUUGAAAUACUCUGCAGUAGCACAAAUAAGGAAAUGCAAGAAAUGAACGCUGCCUAUCUUCGUUUUUAUGGCCAUUCUAUGGAAAAAGACAUCGUUGGAGACACUUCGGGCACUUUCAAAAUGAUCCUUGUUUCAUUGGCCCAGGGUGGAAGAGAUGAAAAUGAUUUUGUUUUUGACGAACAUAAAAUAAAAUCGGACGCACAACGUCUGCAUGACGCAGGAGAAGCUCGACUGGGGACGGAUGAGAGUGCUUUUAAUUCCAUUCUGGCCACGCGUAGCUGGGCUCACUUGGGCCAAGUUAUGAUUGAAUAUCAAUCAAUGUUUGGCAAUAGUUUGGAAAAGGCUAUAAUGAGUGAAUUCUCGGGCAACGCUGAGAAAGUGUUACUGGGAAUAUUACAAUGCGCAGUGAAUCGGCAUGCAUAUUUCGCUCAGCGACUCCGAGAUUCGAUGAAAGGAUUGGGCACCAACAAUCGCACCCUUAUUCGGUUAAUCGUCGGCCAUUGUGACAAUGAUUUGGGCAACAUAAGGCAGGAAUACGAAAAGAAAUUCAUCCGAAGUUUCGCAGCAGAUGUUAUGGACGAAACGUCAGGCGAAUACAGACGGGCUCUUAUGGCUCUUCUGGGCUCUAAAACCAACCUGCAGUGAACUGUGGAAAUUGCGUGAAAUAUUCCUAUAAGCUUCCUGACCAAUUUUGAAUGUAAGGAAUAAUUUUACUUGCUAAGCGUAUUAUACUUAAUGAAUCACUUAAAUGUACGUAUACAAGCAACCCUCCCCCAGGCCAUGUAGGGACUGAGCCGAGUUGUACUAAGCCCUAAGGGGAGGAACAGCAGGCCUUGGAUACUCUUGUAAAAUAGCUUUAAACCUUACUGGCUUUUAGGUAAUUGAAAACUUAUGAAAACUGAAAAAUGAACUUUAAAAAGUGUGGUUUGAUCUUUGAUGUAAAUGUAUUUUAAAUUAAUUUGAUGCCAACGUAAACUGACAUCAAGCACUUGAAAGGUUACAAGAACACCACCGCAUAUUAGGUGGGUUCGAAGCAGGUAUAAAUGCCGCGAUUGUUUAUCAUAUCAGUGUAUUCCAUACGGAAUUCAUAUACUAAAAUUGGAACGAUACAGAGAAGAUUAGCAUGGCCCCUGCGCAAGGAUGACACGCAAAAUCGUGAAGUGUUCCACAUUUUUGUCAAAACAAAAGGGAAUAUCUGCUUGUGCAUUUUUUUAUAGAGCUAACCAUUUGCAAGUCAUCAGUAUGCAAGUUUCGAAAAAACAA